Molecule: messenger RNA, 2148 nt
Organism: Symbiodinium pilosum
Lineage: Eukaryota; Dinophyceae; Suessiales; Symbiodiniaceae
Source: the annotation of a GenBank genome assembly
AUGGCUGCGACAUUGACGGCAGAGCUUGCGGUCAAGUUGCCGGCACAGUUGGGUGAAGGAUCCAUAUGGGACAGCCGUUCCAAGAAAUUACUUUGGUUGGACAUCUACAGUUCGAAGCUGUACCGCUUCGACCCAGUGUCGAACGACAACGAGGAGCAUGACCUUAGAAAGUUCUCUGCCUCCGUGAGCUCUGUGGUGCCGCUGUCUCAUGAAGUUGAUCCUGCGGGUGAUUUAGUGGCAGUCACACUGCGGGAGGGCUUUGCAAUGUAUAAUUUCCGAACGAAGAGCCUGGACAAGCUAGGCAACGAUCCACCAGUUCAUGAUUUCGAGCGGUUCAAUGAUGGCAAAGUUGAUCCGAGAGGUUGUUAUUGGGCAGGGACAAUCACACGAGACAAGGAUUUAAACAUUUGCAAAGGUGCCACUCUGUACCGCCGAGACGUUGAUGGCAGUGUCUCGGUGAUGCUGACCGACCUUAGCAUCUCCAAUGGCUUAAUUUGGAGUCGGGAUGGGCAAACCAUGUAUUACAUCGACACGCCUACCGGUCAAGUUGAUGCCUUUGAUUUCGAUCUGCAGAGCGGGGCGAUCUCGAAUCGACGCCCCGUCAUAACUGGUUUUGACUUCGAGAAAACAGGCUUCCCAGAUGGGUGCACGAUUGAUCAGAAAGAAAGGCUUUGGGUAGCUCGAUUCAAUGGCGGCUGCGUCGGCUGCUACGAUCCAGCGUCUGGCUGCCUCCUGGCAGAAGUGCAUGUGCCGCCAGAGGCAGGCAAGCAGGUGACAUCAGUUGCCUUCGGCGGCGAGAACUUGGAAGACCUUUACAUCACGACGGCCAGAGAAGGGUUUGGUGCUGACGAUGAGAAGCGCUACCCCUUGGCCGGAUCGCUGUUCGUGGUGCGAAAGGACAUGGUAGGCCGUCUGACCGAGCUGUACAUAGGUGACGUCCGACGUUACGAGAGCAGACCUUCAGGCCACUGUGGGCAGCCGGCUUUCUCACUGAUUGGCAGCUCGAUUUCAGUUGCGCUCCCUCUGGGAGCCAACUUCGAGCAAAUUGCGGUGGAAGCCAGAUUGAAGGCUGGCGUUGUGGUCAGAUUGAAGGAGGCUUCUGGCUUCAUGUUUUGCGGCCUGCAGUGGGCUGUAGAAAACCUUUCGCUGCCGGAUUGCGAAACUGCUGGUCUGAGCCAGAUCAGCAGUGGAUUGGCCGAGAGUGUCAUCUCCAACAUUUCCUCGCAUCCUGGCCUCCUCCUGACAGAUGCUGCUGCUGACAGUGCCGUCGGCGGAGAUUCCGGUGCGCUCAGUUUGGCAAUUCCGCUGAGCGUCAUUCGAGACACAUUGCUUGAUGAUCCUGCCUGCCUGGCGCAGCUGGUGGAAGGCGAGGCCGCAAGCCUUGUACCGUACGCGAAGGAGUUGCCCUGCUGUGGCUGGAUUCGGGCAGUUGGGCAUCAGCAGUGGUAUUAUCUGCGGAUGGCGCGCAAGCCCGGCGUUCUUCGGCAACCUACCCGCGUUGUCAUGGACGCUGCCUUGUGCAUGAUCAGGUGGGAGGGUGGAAGGCCGACUCUCAUGAAUUCUCCAGUGCGAGUUUCAAAUCAGAACAGCUCAUCUGGCAAGCGGAUCCAGUCAGUCGGUCACUGCAUCUAUGCAGACAUGUUUGGGCUGUGGGGCAUGGGCUCUUCGGUCCAGCCUCUCCUUGGCAAGGCCCAGCUGUGCCAACUUGCCAGGAUCGUGUGUGGAAAGAAGGGCAGAGCUGCGGUUUUGCAGAGCUCCGCAGCAGUGCAUCGCGGCUGCAGCGGCGGUGCUUUGGUAGCUGCGGAGACCGGCGAGCUGCUGGGCAUGGUGACUACCAAUGCCAAGCAGCAGGAUGGCGCAGUGUUGCCACACAUCAACUUCAUCUUGCCCGUCAGUCUACUUUCCCCGUUAAGCGCAUAUCUGGAAACCACAAAUGAGCCCGACGCUCUCGACACACUCAUCAAGGACUUGCAAGCUGCUGCUGCGGAUCCCGAAGAGCAGGGCUUCUGGAGGCUGGAGCCAGAGCAUCUCAAUUUGCCAAGCCGACUUGUGGCAAGGAAGAGCCACGUUCUGGAGAGCCUGGAUCAGCUUGAGAAGUUGGUUGGUGGACAGGAGGAGAUCAAUGCGAAGCACCAGAGCAAACUGUGA